Molecule: messenger RNA, 2097 nt
Organism: Dictyostelium discoideum AX4
Lineage: Eukaryota; Evosea; Eumycetozoa; Dictyosteliales; Dictyosteliaceae
Exons: 8
Coding region: 1-2097 (698 amino acids)
Biological process (GO): calcium ion transmembrane transport
Cellular component (GO): membrane
Molecular function (GO): calcium ion binding
Source: RefSeq, a predicted model, not a curated record
AUGAAUACAUUAAAGAGGACAGUUUUCUCUCAAAGACUUGAAGCUGUUAAAGCAUUAGAGAAUAAAACCAGAGAAGAGAAAGCAACAUUAUUGGCAGCAGUUGAAACUCAAAGAAAUGCAAGAUUAGUUAAAGAUUUAAUUAUUCACCUUGUAUUCUUUGUUGUAUUCGUAUUAAUCGUUGUACUUCAAUUAAAUCCUCAAUCAUUAUUCAUUAUCAAUACAUCCCUAAAAAAUCAAAUUUUAUUUAGUCAAGAUAGCCAAUACCUUGAAAUUAAUAAUCCAUCUGAUUUUAUAACUUAUUUAAAUUCAACAUUUUGUGAAUCAAUAUCAGAUAUGUCAUUGGAAAAUAAUGAUGCAAUGAAUAAAAUUAUUGGAAAUGUAAUUAGAAUUAGAACUGCAAGAGUAAAACCUGAUUCAUGUAGUAAUAAUGGUUUUAAUUUAACAUGUUACUCAAAUAAUUAUGAUAAAGAUACAAAAGAUAGAUCACCAUUUGGUCCUAAUGAUAUGUAUACCUAUACUUCAAAUUCACAUGGUUCUUAUGUUUUUGGUCAUAAUCAAUAUGUAUGGGAUCGUAGUGGAUAUUAUAUUGAUAUACCAGUUUCAGAUAUUAAAACAGGGGUUGAAUCAUUAAUUGAUAAUGGUUUUUUCGAUAUUCAAACUAGAUCUGUUAUAAUUUCAUUCUCAACAUUAAAUUUAAAUUUCCAAUCUAGAACUUCAGUAUUUACAAUGUUAACAGAGUGGACAGCAUCAGGAUCAGUUAAUCCCUAUUAUUCAAUUAGAACUUAUAGAAUUCAAUUAUAUAUGGAUGCAUUGGAUAAAUUUAGAGGAUUUUUAGAAGUUUCCUUUUUUAUUUUUAUUUUAUAUUAUUUCUAUUACUUUGUUAAUGAAGCUAGAAUUGACUUUAAAUUGGGUAGAUUUAAAUUCUAUAUUUCAAAUUUUAAGAAUAUUUUCGAUGUUAUAAAUUUAACUUUAUUUAUUGCUUCAAUUGCAUUAUAUUUAGCAUUUUUAGGGGACAAUUCAAGAGAUUUAAAUAUUAAUUCUCAAAUUCAAACUACUACUGAUUAUCCAUUAUAUCUUGAAAAUUUAGGUCAAACUGCAUUGGUUUUAUACCAAAUUUCUGCAAUUAAUAUUUUAUUAAUGUCAUUUAAAACAUUUAGAUUUUUAGUAGUACAUAGAAGAUUAUAUAUUUUAUGGAUUGCAAUUUCACAAUCUAGACUUCAAUUAAUUACAUUUACAAUUAUGUUUUGUAUUAUGAUGUUGGGUUUCUUAUUUUCAGGUUGGUUAACUUUUGGUACUGAUAUUGCCUCAUUCAAUGGCUUCGUUACUAGUCUUGGUACAUUAUUACAAUUCAUUAUUGGUAAUCCACCAGAUUAUGAAGCAAUGUCAUAUACAAAUAGAGCAUUAGGUCCAAUUUAUUAUUUAUUAUUUACAAUUUUUAUGUUUUUCAUUUUAGUUAAUAUGUUUGUUGCAAUCAUUUCAGAUUCUUAUCAAAAUAUUAGUAAUACAUUUGAAAAGAAACAAAAAACAAAGAGAUAUUUAUUAACUAGAUGGGAGAGAACAAUGAAAUCAUUGUUAUUAUUAUUCACUCCAAAUUCACUUGACAUUUAUGAUUUAGUGUUAAUGUUUAUUGAUCAAAAGCCAGGUUUAAUUGAAACUGAUGGUAUUGAUCCAUCGAGAUUUAAAGAUGAAAUUAUGAUAAUUCAACCAAUUCAAAGGGCAAGAAUAAAGUAUUUGGAUCAAAUUCAAUCCGCUAAAAAUACUGGUGUAACUUUUGAAUUGAAAUUAAUGGGUCAACAAGUUCAUAAAAAAGAUUUAGAUACUUGGAAAAAGGAAGCUAAAAUAAAGGAAAAGAAGAAAUUUGAGUCAAUUCAACAAAAUAUUAAUAUUUUAAAUACUAAAUUGGAUUUAUUAUUACAAGCAAUGAAUGUACCACAACAAUCAAUACCUCAAUUAAUUAAUGGUAGUACUGGUAUGCCACAAUCACCAAUUAUUAAUAAUAAUAAUAACAAUGGUGGAAGUAUUCCAAGUAGUAGUAGUAAUGGUAGUAUAAAUGGUAGUAAUCAUAUCAAUUUAUCUGGUGGUACUAAUACACCUUAA